Messenger RNA from Colletotrichum graminicola M1.001, 726 nucleotides. Its product is annotated as fumarylacetoacetate hydrolase. Bases 1 to 726 code for a protein of 241 amino acids. The transcript has 3 exons. The record is from RefSeq and is a predicted model, not a curated record. Gene Ontology annotation, molecular function: acetylpyruvate hydrolase activity. Gene Ontology annotation, cellular component: mitochondrion. Lineage: Eukaryota; Fungi; Ascomycota; Sordariomycetes; Glomerellales; Glomerellaceae.
AUGUCCUUGGUGUUUAGACGAUCAAUGGCUACCGCCGCCUCGUUGAAGAAGGCCGGAAAGGUCAUGUGCAUCGGCCGCAACUAUGCCGAUCACAUCAAAGAGCUCAACAGCGCCCGCCCUAAGCAGCCCUUCUUCUUCCUCAAGCCCACCUCUUCCAUCCUGCUCCCCGGGGCCGGCCCCGUGCUGAGGCCCAAGGGCGUCGACAUGCACUACGAGGUUGAGCUCGCUCUCAUUAUGGGCAAGCAGGUCAAAGACCUCAGUCCCGACGAUUACAAAGGCGCCAUCGAUGCCAUUGAGGCAUACGCGCUUGCCAUCGACAUGACUGCGCGCAACACCCAGAACGAGGCCAAGAAGAAGGGUCUUCCCUGGUCCAUCGCCAAGGGCUUCGACACUUUUCUGCCUAUGAGUGACAUUGUCAAGAAGUCCGCCAUCCCGGAUCCUCACGACAUCGAGCUCUUCCUCAAGGUCAACAACGAGACCAAGCAGGACGCCUCCACCAACCUGAUGCUGUUCCCGAUUCCCCGCAUCUUGAGCGACAUCUCCAAGGUCAUGACCCUCGAGGCCGGUGACAUCGUCCUCACCGGCACUCCCGCCGGGGUCGGCCCGGCCGUGCCCGGAGACAUUAUCCACGCCGGUCUCCGUGUCAAUGGCAAGGAGCUUCCCGAGGCCAAGAUUGAGGUUGGCGUCGAGGAAUCUCCCAGUUCGUACCAGUUCGCCGAGACGUAG